UCAUUACACACACUCCUCAGUGGGGUAGCCAGAAGAACUUGCUGCACUUCACAAUGAGAAUCUUCAUUGCCUUCGAGGGGUCUCGUGAGUCGUUUGACAUCGCUCCUAAUGAGUCAGUGGUGGCUAUAAAACAGAUGGUCAAGGAUUGCUUCAGUGUGCAGCUGUAUGAUGAUAAACAGGUACAGCGGUUCCUGGAGCUGAGGUUCGCUGGUGCUGUCCUGCAGGAUGAUUGGUGUCUGGCAGAUGUGGGCAUCUCCUCAGGUUCAACCAUCUGCUGCCAGCUGAAGGAGGUCAGCAAGGCUGUGCUCCAUGUGUUCAGUGCUGUGACGAAGAAGACCCUGCCUAUCAUGGGAACAGCAUGUCUGCUGGAUUCCUCCGUCUCCAAACUUAGGUCCUUGGUGUCCUUGUUACUUGGCCUGCCAGUCAGUGCUUUUACACUGUCGACCCAUAGUGGGGCUGAGCUUUAUGACUGUAAUCUGCUGUCAUACUAUGCCGUUGAAGCUGGAGAUACCCUUUGUCUGGACACUUGGGAUGGCUGGACAGAAUUCUUGAGAGACUCUUUGGAAGGACACAAGAACAAAGUCCAAUGUCAUUUCUCUGAAGAUAAACCAAUUUUAAGGUUUCAGAAACAUUUGGCUCUUUAUGUUGCCGCUGCACAUGGACACCUUGAAAUGGCCAGUUGGCUACUAGACAACGGCGUGCAAGCUCACGAGCCUGUGGGUGUCCACCCUUCCCGUGUGUGGUGCUAUGAAACAGACCACCCUGAGGCCUUAAAAUGUCCUGUACAUGCUGCUGUAGAGGCUGGCCAACUUCACAUUCUGAAGAUGUUCCUCAGCAGGAACAUAUUAAACCUAGCCUGUCGAGAUCCCAGCAACCGAAACCUGCUUCAGAUUGCUAUAUAUCAUCAACGCAAAAAAUGCGUAUCUCAUCUUGUGUCCAAACUGUACACUAUGGUCACCUUUCGUGGUUUCACUCUGUCAACAUGGAUCUAUGUUCAGAUCAAGAUCUGGAUCAUCAAGGCUAAAAGAGGACUUAAGACAUCUGUCCCAGCAAACAGAGGUCCGUUCAGAAGUAGAGUGGGGGACACUUUGCUAAUUGAUGGCUUUUCCUUGUCCAGGAUGUCCUCAGUGCCCAGGGGUUCUGUGUUCAAAGGAUGCACGUGGGUCAACAAAUCAUCCUGUGGGUUUCAGGCUCUGACAUCACAGUUCACAGGCUCAUCCUGUCCAUGUCAUCACCCUGCUGUCCUAUCAUCCCAGAAUGCAUCAGAGCGACUACCGCAGCUGCUUCCUCUUGCCCCAAACAAAAGGACAGGGAAAAAGACUAAGGGGAAUAACGGAUGUGGCAGGAAGAAGCCAAAGGAAAUCCUGGUGGCUGAAAAUACUGAUCACAAACUGUGUGAAUGGAGCAGCAGAGUUCCCCUGCCCCACACAUUUCGAGAUACAGGUCCCAGACCUCUCUUCAUUCACAGUAAUCCUAAAUCAGAAAAAAUACUCUGCUCCUUCACACACCUUUGUGGACGCACUCCAAGAGAGAAUGCAAUAUACUGCUUGGCUAUUGCCAGUGCCUUUGUCGAGAAGCCCUGGCUACAGCAGUUAGCCGUUGCACAAACCCUGGCCCGAAGAAGCGUCCAAAAGUUCUGCAAAGUUAACUAAGAAUGCACAUUUAUCUGGGAAACAACAGGAAGACACACUGAAGGCAGUGAUGGAUGUCUGAAUGUGACUUGGGAACUGACAGCAGCUACUAUUUUUACAACCUGAAAAUAGCAUUUAUUUUUAGAUUGUAGCUACUGUACAUUGUCCUGUAUCAAUGUACUACAACCGACAAGCUCAGAAUAUAGCUACUGAGGCAACUUUUUAAACAUUAAAAUUAAAUGACUGAUUUACUAUAAGGUUAUAUGGGUGUAUACAAAAAUAUAUUGAACUUAAUAUUAGGAAAUUAUGUUGCUGACAGAAUUUC
Pangasianodon hypophthalmus (striped catfish) is the source of this 1956-nucleotide messenger RNA. RefSeq names its product protein ANKUB1. Bases 54 to 1652 code for a protein of 532 amino acids. NCBI's taxonomy places the organism in Eukaryota, Metazoa, Chordata, Actinopteri, Siluriformes, Pangasiidae. Gene Ontology annotation, molecular function: protein binding. The transcript has 6 exons. The record is from RefSeq and is a predicted model, not a curated record.